Molecule: messenger RNA, 1044 nt
Organism: Auanema sp. JU1783
Lineage: Eukaryota; Metazoa; Nematoda; Chromadorea; Rhabditida; Rhabditidae
Source: the annotation of a GenBank genome assembly
AUGCAGUGGCUCCUGGUGGCCAGCUUUUGCUUCCACAUAUGCUAUGGACAAGUGCUAAAUUAUCAUCCAGCGGCAAUUGAAGCCAACUUUGAUGACAUAGUUUAUGGAAUUAAAAAGAACGUUGAUCUUCUAAACAACGGAGAUGUUGAAUCAAACUCAGUUGUUGGCCCAAAUGGAAAAGUUCUAAUCAUUCCCGCUAUGGAAGAAGUGAAAAACACUAAGAGUGAGAUCCGAGAAGAGACAGAAGAAAUUUUGAAAGUUCUCUAUCCUUCCAAGAAUGGUAGCAUUGAUUGGUUCACAUGGAGCUGUGCUGUUUUUGGUUGUAUGCUAGUUGUAAGCUGUGGCAUUCUACCUGUAGUUCUGUUGCCAGCUAAUUCGUCUGAAGUAUUAUUAUCCAAAAAUAGCAAGAAGCGUAUGGAUCUAUUACUUGCAUUUGCUGUUGGUAGUAUACUAGCAGAUGCUUUCUUACACUUAUUACCUGAAAUUUGGGCAACUCAUGAGUGCGCUACUACGAUUGGUCUUUGGGUGCUGAUUGGCUUCUUAGUAUGUUUUAGUGCAGAAAAGAUUUGUGAAUCAACAGAAAACAAUUGUAAUCAGCUCUGUGCGAUAAUCAAUUUGUCUUGCAAUGUUGUGGACAAUUUUACACAUGGAUUAGCAGUAGCAGGAAGCUUUUUAGUUUCCAUGCAUUUUGGUUUGAUGACAACGUUUUCCGUUCUGCUUCACGAAAUCCCACAUGAAAUGGUAGACUUCGCUUUAUUACUUAGAGCAAACUAUAGCCGAAAAGAAGCUUUAAAAGCUCAGCUUGUUACGGCAACUGGAGGCGUAUUAGGAGCUUUCGUUGCUCUUCAAGCGGGACAAGAUGUAAGCACUCGUUUUGAAUGGAUAUUACCAUUCACUGCUGGUGGUUUCAUUAACAUUGCUAUGACGCAACUUAUUCCUGAACUUAACGAAGAAACAGACAAAAAGAGAAGUAUAAUGCAGCUCAUAAUGACGUUGUUGGGUGUGGGAAUGGUAGCUCUAAUUGAUGUUGGAUUCUCUGCUUGA